AUGGACGAUUCUGUUCCUCGAGACACUAUCCCGAGUACUCCUCCCGAGCACGAGACGAUUGCAACUCUUCCAGUCUCUACUCCCUUCCAACCUACUCAGCUAGUGGAACAACCCUAUCCAGUGCGCAAUACUGUAAUCCAAGUUGCUGCAUCGUCGCCUCCGGGCCCGCUCUCAUCCCCCCCUCGCAAACCGCAGGGUCAUCUUUCGUCCUUAAUUGCCCCUUCGGGUACUCACUUUCGUGCUCCCGCGCCCGGUCCUGCGAAGCGAACUCCCAAGUUCGAUCUUGACGACGGACCAACCUACCGAGGUGGCUCUUCAGACGAAGAUUCGCAUCUCCAAAGUACCGACAUCAAACCUUCUAUGUUUGAGAGGACUGUUCGAAGUCCAGAAAAGGAAAAGAUUAUGGAGUCUCCUGUGCGCACCGAUCCCGCAAUGGAUCGUUUUCGCGAAAUUACCAGCAACGCCAUGUACGAUCCGAAUAAUGCCCCUAUGAAGCGAUCCGCCGAUGAGAUGAGUCCUCCUGCCGCCAAGGGAGUUGCUAUGAAGAAGGCUCGUCAGGAUGCGCCAGCCCGCGCGCAGCCAGUGGGAGCCCCCGAUAUUCUGCUGCACGAGAUUGCAGACUUUAGAAUCCGCGUCAAGGUUGAGCGUGUUAAGAAGGUCAUGCCCCAGCUUUCAGUCCGCACAUGUAUGGAUGCGAUUAUUCAGGCCAAAGGAAAUUACGAUGCUGCUCUUCAGGCCCUGGCCAAUGCCCAGACGGGCGACGAUCCCCAGACCGUCGUCAUCGAAUCUUCCGAAGAUGAACUGAACACCACUCCGGCCCCCGGCGCGGCUCCUGUGGCCAAGCAACAGAUUAAGGCCCGGGGCACCAUUCAGGACAAGUGGGCUGCGUUGAAGGUGGGCAAAGGCGGAGAAUCUGACGAAGAAAGCAAGCCUCGUCGUCGACUCGUCCGUGGUCCCAAGUCUGACGUUGGCUCACGCCCUGCUUCCCCUCCUCGUCCGAUCACCAUCAAUGAUUCUCCCGCUCCGAAGAAGCUGGGACGACUCCAGAAAGGACGCAGGAACCGCUCACCCGAUCGAUCUGAAUCGCCCGAGGCAAUGAUGAGCGAUUCAGAUAACUCUGACGCUCCCGUUAAAGAAUCCACCGCUGGCGGUCUGGAUUACAAGGUUCUUAAAUUUAUGAAUACUGCAUCCGUCACCGAUAUCGCCGAUCUGGCCUCUGUUGCGCAAGAUGUCGCUCAACUCAUUGUGUCAAACCGUCCUUAUGACCAUCUUGAUGAGGUUCGUGUCGUUUCCGCCCCUGUCACUGAAACGAAGCCAAAGGGCAAGCGAGGAGGAAAGGCUCCCAAGCCCGUUGGUGACAAGAUUGUGGACAAAUGUGUCGAUAUGUGGACUGGCUACAUGGCAAUUGAUGCUCUUGUGAGCGAAGUCGAAGCGCUGGGCAAGCCUGUCGCCGACGAGAUGAAGAAAUGGGGUGUGGACACCUUCGGCAAGCGUGAUGGUGAGCUUGAACUCACAAACAUUGCCCCAAUCCCCAAGGUGGAACACGACUCUGGCAUUUCCACUCCCACACGCCCCUCACCACCUGAUAGUGAUGAGGACAAGCUUGUGCCCUCCAAGCGCAAGUCUCGUUUGAUUUCACAGCCUGCUAUCAUGGCUGACGAUCUUGUGAUGAAGGAUUAUCAAGUUGUCGGCAUCAACUGGCUGAGAUUGCUGUAUGAGAACGAACUCAGUUGUAUUUUGGCCGACGACAUGGGUCUCGGCAAAACAUGUCAGGUCAUUGCUUUCUUGGCCCACUUGUAUGAGACUGGUGACAAGGGCCCGCAUUUGAUUGUUGUUCCCUCUUCCACCAUUGAAAACUGGCUUCGGGAGUUCCAAAAGUUCUGCCCGAAAUUGAAUGUGAUGCCCUACUACGCCGGUCUGGCCGAGCGUGCUAUCAUCCGCGAGGAUAUCGAGGACCGUCGCGACGAAAUCAAUGUGGUCAUUACCACCUACACCAUUGCCAAGGCAAAGGUCGAUGCCAAGUUCCUGCGUGACAUGGAUUUCUCUGUCUGUGUUUAUGACGAAGGCCAUAUGUUGAAGAACCACCAAUCUCAGCUUUACGAGAAGUUGAUUCGGAUUCGCGCCCGCUUCCGUCUUCUUCUUACCGGUACCCCCCUUCAAAACAACCUUCAGGAGCUUGCAUCCCUCCUUGGCUUCAUUCUCCCCAGUGUCUUCCAAGAGCACAAAGAAGAUCUUCAAUCUGUGUUCUCGAACAAGGCCAAGACCACUGACGAAUCGCAUGCCACUCUUCUGUCAGCACAGCGUAUCGAGCGCGCCAAGUCAAUGAUGAAGCCCUUCAUUCUUCGACGUAAGAAGCAUCAAGUCAUUGACCUUCCAGCCAAGCAUUCAAAGGUUGGUUGGUGUACGAUGAAGCCUUCUCAGGUUAGCAUUUAUGAUCACGAGAAGGAUCAAGUGCGCCAGCUCUUGGAGGACCGCGCUGCUGGAAAGAAGACCGGCUCCAAAUCCGCUAAUAUCCUCAUGAAGCUUCGCCAAGCUGCCAUCCACCCUCUCCUCGCUCGUCGUCAUUACACCGACGAGAUCCUCCAAAAGAUGGCCAAGGCAUGCCUCAAGGAGGAGAAAUGGUCCCUGUCCGACCCUAAGAUCAUCCUCGAAGAGCUUAUGCCCUACAACGACUUCGAAUGCCACCACAUGUGUGUGGAGAACCCCAAGUCCCUGGGCAAGUUCAAGCUCACCAACGACGAAUGGAUGGACUCCGGCAAGGUCGAAGAGAUGAAGGAGCUUCUCACCCGAUUCAUCGCCAACGGUGAUCGCACUCUCAUUUUCUCCCAGUUCACCAUGGUCAUGGACAUCCUCGAGCACGUUCUCGAGACUCUGAAGAUUGAAUUCGUUCGACUUGACGGUCGCACUAACGUCGAGGACCGUCAGUCUAUCCUGGACGCUUUCCACGAGCGCACCGAAAUCCCCGUCUUCCUGCUUUCCACCAAGGCCGGAGGUGCAGGUAUCAACUUGGCCUGCGCUAACCGCGUCAUCAUUUUCGACUCAUCCUUCAACCCCCAGGAGGAUGUGCAGGCAGAGAACCGUGCCCAUCGUGUGGGUCAGACCCGCGAGGUGGAGAUCUACCGCCUGGUCACGAAGGGUACCAUUGAGGAACAGAUUUAUGCACUCGGUCAGACCAAGCUGGCCCUCGAUCAGGCCGUUGCUGGUGAGGAUGGACCGGAUGCCAAGAAGGGCGAGGAGCAAGGAAUGAAGGUUGUUGAGACCAUGAUGCUGGCGGAGUUAAAGGCAAAGAGCGAGGAGGGCAAGGAGGGCAAGGAGUAA
This is a messenger RNA of Penicillium salamii, 3318 nucleotides long. Lineage: Eukaryota; Fungi; Ascomycota; Eurotiomycetes; Eurotiales; Aspergillaceae. The record is from the annotation of a GenBank genome assembly.